Molecule: messenger RNA, 3348 nt
Organism: Punica granatum (pomegranate)
Lineage: Eukaryota; Viridiplantae; Streptophyta; Magnoliopsida; Myrtales; Lythraceae
Source: RefSeq, a predicted model, not a curated record
UUAAAUUAAAAAUAGCUGACAUUUAAUCCAUAUGCUUAGCCCUACUUGAAGCAGAGUUCCGAGGGGCUACGGACAGAAAAAAUUUCUGGUCUGUGAGAGAAAGGAAACUGGUAAAUAAAGCUAAACAGCACUGGUUCACCCUGUGCAAUUUAUUUUAGGGAAAAUAACACCGUGGUAUUAUAUUUUGAAAAAUUAUCACAAUGCAUCAUGAAAUUUUUAAAAUUUUUCACCGGCUAAGACCAGGCCAGCGGCCCGAAUUGAUGGUUGACAGCCGGCAGGGCCCCCCGAUCAACCCUUCAUUUUCAUUUUUUUAAUAUUUUUCAUUUAAUUUCGUUUAAAUCCCUCAAGUUUUCUUUUGUGCAAUAAUGUCUCUAAAAAUGUCGUAAUGUUACCAUUCAAUCCAAUUUUGGACGGAAAAGUAACGAUAUGAUGCACGGUGAAAAAUUAAAAAAAUUUCAUGAUGCAUCAUGAUAAUUUUUCAAAAUAUGAUGCACUGUGAAAAUUGUUUUCAAACUAUGAUAUGUGCUGGCAUUUUCUCUCUAUUUUAUGUAUCGGGCAUAGUCAGAGCCACUUGAAAAUUGUGAAAUUUUUUAACAUUGAUCGUUGUCACUAAACUUUUGACCGAUUCCGCGUGAUGGAAAGCAGCCGUAGCUUAGCCCGAUAAGCAUUAGUUUAUAUUUAUUAUCAGCCUCGGCUUUUACGAAACAAGGGAUGCAUUCCAUUCUUCACAUUGUCUUUGAGGGCAAUCAAACAAGGCAAAAACACAGACCUACUUUUUUUUUUUUGCUGGAAAAAAAACACACACACACACACAGAGAGAUCUUGCCUGGCAUAUUGUCUUUAUUAGGUGGGGAAGUGUAAUUUGAUUCUCUUUGGACAUGCCAUGCGAAGAGGAGAUGGCUGCAUAUUUUGCAUUUGUUUAACUUGCAGGUGUCAAGAUCUAUGUAUCUGAGUUGUAAAUGUGUUUAUCUCUACCAAUUUCUGGGCGGAUCGAUAUAUCGUUGCUCCACCUCUCGACUUGGAAAGCCUCCUUUCCUCACUCUCCUCCCCCUGCUGACAGUUUUCUCUGAGCUGAAUGGCAAGUCUUGAAUAUCCUGGCCAUGAGCAUGCCCUCAUCCGGCAAGAGAUCAGUGAGAACUGCAGGGUUGCGUGCUCUAUGUGCAGUCAAGAUAUUCGCGGCACGGCCUACUGUUGUCAAGAGCACUGUGACUUCUUUCUGGAUGAGUCAUGUGCUUCAGUGGAAUUCCCUCCGCAGAUAAAGCACCCUUCUCAUCCCCAACACUCACUCUCACUCACCCUCACACCCGGCAAACCUUGGUAUGAUUACAAUUGUGGAGACUGCAGCUUCAGCCUGGAAGCGAAAUUUGCCAUGGCAACUUUGUCCACUCCUCAAGAUGAGCUGCGAGAGGGGGAAGAGGAUGUCAUUGAGCAUAUUUCUCAUGAACAUCCCCUCACCUCUUUCCACGUUAACAUACCAAACUGGGCCAUGUGCAAAGGGUGCUGGCUAAGGAUUUCCGGUCGAGUUUAUGGUUGUCGCUGCUGUGGGUUCUUGCUUCACGAGUCAUGUGCUCGGGCACCUAGAGUGAUUCUGCAACACCCCUUUCACCCCCAACACUCUCUCACCAUUGUCUUCGAUUGCGGUAAGGGCUUCCAUUGCCAAGCCUGUGAUACUGAAAAGCACAAUUACCUUGGAUACUACUGUCAUGAAUGCCAGGUCCACCUUGAUAUGCCAUGUGCUAGUGCUAUCACGUUUCCAUCACAUCCAUUUCACGAUAGGGAGCAUAACGAGGAUGGGUCAACAAUGAUCCAACACUUUUCCCAUCGGCACCCAAUGAAAUCUUUACAAUUGAGUUCGGUGGGUGCAGAUAUCCGCUGCAAAGUCUGCGAGCUCCACAUAUCCGGUGAAGUUUAUUGUUGCCCUGAGUGUAUUUUCUUCCUCCACAAAUUAUGUGCUGAUGAGUUACCUCAAGUGAUAGCACAUUAUCUUCAUCCUGAACACCCUCUUACCUAUCAAGGUGAGUGCCAGUACAGAGGAGGGACAUUUUACUGCAAUUGUUGUUCGCGAGAAUAUACCGAUAUGCCGAGUUUCCGUUGUGAAAGUUGUUAUUUUGACCUUGACCCCAAAUGUGCUCUGCAAACUCACUCUGCUAUUCAAGAAGGGGUUGCUACCACGAUCCAACAUUUUAUCCAUGAUCACCCCUUGACGCUCUAUUACUUUAAGCCCACGAAUUACUAUAAGCCCAUGAAGAAUCUAGUCUUUCAUUGUGAAGCUUGCAGGCAGCCGAUGACGACUGACGGCCUAGCCUACUGUUGCCUUGUAUGCGAUAAAAAUAAUGGUGACAGGUUCUUGUUGCAUCAAUCAUGUGCUCACCUACCCUCAGGGCUAGAGCACCCAUUUCACCCGCAGCAUCAACUCAAGCUUCUCCCAAGGGCACCGUCAGCUGAGCACUUUUAUUGCAGUGCUUGUCACGAAAGAUCACAAGGCUUCACGUUCUACUGUGCCGAAUGUGAGUUCCACCUAGAUUUAGUAUGUGCAUCCUUGAAACCAACGCUUGAGCAUCACCGGCAUGAACACAAUUUAACCUAUUUUCAGAGAAGCCCAUAUAAGUAUCCGUCGUGCAAUUUCUGUCGUAGGAGUAGUAGGAUUGAUGUCUAUUGCUGCUUGCCCUGCAACUUCAAUCUUCAUCAUAAGUGCCUUCCCCUUCCACCUGUCAUAGAACAUGAAUGUCACCCGUAUCAUCCUUUAGUCCUCUUCAGUAAGUUUGUUCUUGGAGACCCCAACGACCAGUACUGUGAUUUCUGCGAGGAAAUCAGGAACCCUGACCAUGGCGUUUACCGUUGUGAUCAAUGCUGGUACACAACUCAUAUUGACUGCGUGAUUUCUAUGUCUGAGGUAGAAGGAAAUAUAUCAACACAAUUUGAAGACCGUCGACUCACCAAAUUAAAUGAAGAAAUUGCAAGCCUUGAGGAGACGAUCAAGGUGAUGGAGACAAAUCUGGAGGCAUUAACAGAAAAUCUGGAUGCACUGAAAGUAAGGAAGAAGAGAGACUUCUGAAAGUCGUGAGGCAUGAGAAGAGCAUAGAACUCAAUGUCUCGCAGUUGAACGUUCGAUCGAUAUAUUUGUUGUGAGCAGACAUGUAUGAGUUCGUCUUCUCAAAUCACACUUCAUUCCUCUAUUGUGUGCCAACUUCAUGGUGUAAUCUUUUACUUUUAUAGUUUGUUUAUGUAUGCUGGUUAUGGAGGUUAUGAAAAUCUCUAUGCUAAAUUGUAUAGAAACUCUCAUUACCCUCCAUAACCUUGCAUAAACCUCAAUCCAAACAGCCACUUAGUUCAAUUCAUCAGCCCAAA